GGGCCGGAGCAGAGUCAUGGGUUCCCUGGCCCUGCAGCUGUGUGCUCUCUCCUGCCUGGUGGCUCACUCGGUUUCUGGCAGCCCCAUCAUGAGCCUGGAGCAGUCGCCUCUGGAAGAAGAUAUGCCCCUCUUUGAUGAUGUCUUCUCAGAGCAAGAUGGUGUCGACUUUAACACACUGCUACAGAGCAUGAAGAAAGAGUUUCUCAAGACGUUGAACCUGUCAGACAUCCCGACGCAGGAUGCAGCCAAGGUUGACCCACCAGAGUACAUGUUGGAACUCUACAACAAAUUUGCAACAGAUAGGACCUCCAUACCAUCUGCCAACAUCAUUAGGAGUUUCAAGAAUGAAGAUCUGUUUUCCCAACCAGCCAGUUUUAAUGGGCUCCGAAAAUACCCUCUCCUCUUCAAUGUGUCCAUCCCUCACCAUGAAGAGGUCAUCAUGGCUGAACUCAGGUUGUACACCCUGGUGCAAAGAGAUCGCAUGAUAUAUGAAGGAGUGGACCGGAAAAUUACCAUUUUCGAAGUACUAGAGAGCAAAGGGGACGGUGAGGGUGAAAGAAGCAUGCUGGUCUUGGUGUCAGGGGAGAUCUAUGGAACCAACAGUGAGUGGGAGACUUUUGAUGUCACCGAUGCCAUCAGGCAUUGGCAAAAGUCAGGCUCAUCCACCCACCAGCUGGAGGUUCACAUUGAGAGCAAACAUGAAAUGGAGGAUGCUGGCAGGGGACAACUGGAAAUAGACACUAGUGCCCGGAAUAAGCACGUCCCUUUGCUUGUCGUGUUUUCUGAUGACCAAAGCAGUGAGAAGGAGCGGAAGGAGGAACUGAAUGAAAUGAUUGCCCACGAGCAGCUUCCGGAGAUGGACAACCUGGGAUUGGAAGGUUAUUCCAGCGGACCUGGGGAAGAGGCUUUGCUGCAGAUGAGGUCAAACAUCAUCUAUGACUCCACUGCCCGCAUCAGAAGGAAUGCAAAAGGAAACUACUGCAAGAGGACCCCGCUCUACAUCGACUUCAAGGAGAUUGGCUGGGACUCUUGGAUCAUCGCCCCGCCUGGAUACGAAGCCUACGAAUGCCGUGGUGUUUGCAAUUACCCCCUGGCAGAGCAUCUCACCCCCACGAAGCAUGCGAUUAUCCAGGCCUUGGUCCACCUCAAGAAUUCCCAGAAGGCUUCCAAAGCCUGCUGUGUGCCCACCAAGCUGGAGCCCAUCUCCAUUCUCUAUUUAGACAAAGGUGUCGUCACCUACAAGUUUAAAUAUGAGGGCAUGGCCGUCUCUGAGUGUGGCUGUAGAUAGAAGAGGAGUCCUGUGGCUUAUUUAAUAACUGUAAAUGUGUAUAUUUUGUGUUCCUAUUUAAUGAGAUUAUUUAAUAAGGGUGUACAGAUCAUAGAAGCUUGCUGCCUUAGGGAAUUUGACAGGUCGGUUUGUUGUAGGAAAUGCAUAAUUUACUCCACAGUCUAGUCCCUUCCAAUCUAUGUUUCUUUGGACUUGCCAUUUCCUGGCAAGGCCAUCUCUAAUAGUAAGUGGCAAGCCCACACUACUUGCCCUUUAGGCCGAUUCGAAAGCAACACCCCUAAGCAGAAAAACAGUGUCGAGGGAGGUAGAUAUUUGUGUAUGUAUAUGUGUACAUAGAUAAACUUAUAAAAUCCAUUUGGUUCUAUAGAGGCAGAUUCUACUCACACACGUGCAUUAACCCAAUCAAAUGUGUGUAUGUUAAAAGACAGUGGGAUGUUCUUGGUCACCUCUUCUCUAAGUAGUAUUUCCAUCAGGAUAAUUUGCACCAGGAAUUUAAUCAUCCUAGGAAGUAUUACAUUUCCGAAAUACUACUGGAAAUGUAGGGGUAGCUUUUGUCAGUUGAGUUUCUGCUAUUACUCAGAGCAGCAGGGCCUGGUAAAGGAGGCUGCAUGUUUGAGGGGAGGGGUUAUUUGAUACACAAACCAAGUGGCUUCAAGGGGCAGUGGCCUUAAGGGACAACAGCAAAGAAUGAGCCCACGGGGGACCAGUGUGCUCUAGAGGGCAGUGCCUGGUCAAGAAAGGAAAGCAGAGGGGACUUAUCUGUUCCUAAGGCAACAGGAAGGAAAGGCCAUGUGUGUUGGCCUUUAUGGUUGCAGAGGGUACAAGAGGUUCGAGGGGCUCUUAGGGGAGGAGGGGCAAAGGAUAUAGAUGCUGUCCUAGGACGUGUUUGUAAAAUUAUAAGCAGUUCUAAUUGGAGAGUUAAAUAUUUUGGACAAAAUAAAAUUAACAAAGACCAAGAGGAGGAAAAAUCAGAAGGGAUCUGUUUGUUGGAUUCUUCUUACCAUUUUUCUUCAAUUCUUCAUAUUUCUCCUUUGCCUCUGAACCUCUGCUCUUGCUGUUUUCUACCUUUUCCCUUCCCUCCCUCUUUUUUGCCUGAGCACCUUGUGUCCUUCUCCCAUUCAUGUGUCCCCUAUCAUCCCUGGCCUUUGUUGCCCCUGCUUUGAGCUGGAAGAGGACACCUGAAAGCGUUUGCUCUUGGGAUAAAAGGAGUUAGUGCUCUAAUUUCUAGAUUUCCCCCUGAUAUUUUAUUUAGUUGAGUUGCUAAUAUAUAAAAUGUUUUGUUCAUGAAGAAUACUUAAGUGUAAGAAAAAGAGAACCAGAGUCGAAAUGAAUACAUUUAAAUAAAUGAAUUAAUAAAUAGACACACAACCAAAUGACUCGAAAGCUAAGCUGGAAUUUGGAAAUCAGGUUUGCCCCAUGAUGGAAACCCUGUAGCCUUCCCAACCUUCCCACUCUGCAGUCUUUCUGUUUGGGAACUGGCCAGGACUAAGGGACUGGGAAGUAUUCCUGAUGACAAUGGUCUGGGGCGUCUGCCCAUUAGUUGGCCAGUUGGAAGGACACUGAGACUUGGUCCCAGUGCCCCCCAUGCAGGACCACAAGUGUUGUGCAGGGAGAACCACAGCAGAGCAGUUCUCAGACUGUUCUGACACCUCCAGGCAGACAACACGGAUGGUCCAACCUAGAAUCGGGAAUGUGGUUUCCAGUACAUUGUCCCCCCCUCACCCCCCUGAAUGCUUCUUUAAAAAGGCUUGCACUUUUUUUUUUUUUUACCCUGGAAAACCAUCAGCCUUGCUUUCACAAACCUCUGGGGUCAUAAUCUCAUCUUGCCCUAGAAAAUAGAGGCCAGGGAAGCUAUUUUGAAGGACAUUUUGCCCAAUUUGGCCCUCAGCUCUGCACAUCUGUUGUCCACUGGUAUCCAGAGGGUGAAUCCUGGAGAAUCCAUUGCCCCUGGAAGAGUGGUAUUCUGGUCAUCAGUGGGUAUACAGUGAUUGACAAUUUGAGGUAGCCAUGCAACUCAGAAUCAUUCAUUUAUGGAAUACCCUCCAUAGAAAACGGUGUGCUUGCGUGUGUGUGUGUGUGUGUGUGUGUGUGUGUGUGUGUGUGUGUGUAACUGGCUUUAUAUAGCCAAGCUUAGUACCCUCCGUGGGAUGGGGUGCAUUCUUUAUAUCCAUGGAUCCAUGGUACGUACUGUAUACUCAUAUACUCUACGGUACUUCUUAUCCUUUCUAAAGGACACUGUAAUAGACAUAACGGUAAAACCUUGGUUGAAUGGGAUUGUUCUAACUAGAUAAAAAUCAAGCAGAAUUUUCUUUUAUAUGUAAAAUACAUAAGACAAUGGUAUGCUGGUGAAUGCUUUAUACCCAGCAGUGGCGAGGUGCGGGUUGUGAGGAGGGAAUAGCUCUGAUUUGUGGGUUUCAAUGGCGCAAAUACCCCCUCCAUGGCCUACUUCAAGCUACCAAUGUGAUGUCAACUGGCUUGCAAAAUACCCAAAAACAUAACAGUAAGCUCUCGGGAGCCACGUCUGCCAACUCUGGUAUCCUCCUGUUAUUAGCACGUUCAUAUUAGAACACUAAAGAUGUGACGUGCCAGACUCUGCUUUCCUCAUGCCCUCUGCUGGCUCUCCCAGGUUCCUAGGGAAGCUUUGUUGUGAGCCCUUACAGUCACUCUUCCAUUAAAGAGAUGUGAAAAUCUAGGCUGUUGGCAAUCAGGCUGCAUAUGCCAGAUGUUUCUCCUUUUACCACAGUCCAGAGGUAAACACGCGUUUCUAAGAUUUUCUUCUACCCUAUGGAAAGAGUGCAGAAAGCCACCUAUUGGUUAUUCAAAUGUUGCUAGUUGCAUUUUUUUUUUUUUUUUGCUUUCUUGUCAUCAAAAAAUUAAAACACACCGACCAUAAAUAGAGGGGUUCUGCCAGCUCCCCUCAGGCCUCCUGAAGCAUGCUCGCAAUUCCUUUACCUCACUGCAUGAGUACGAAGCCAGGAAGGUGUCCGAUCCUUAGGAAAGUAGAACUCACUACUGUCUUCUCUGGUCAUAGACCUUUGCUAUAUGCCACACCUGUCUUUUUUACACUUUUAUGGCAGAAUUAUCAUCGCUGAAGUUGAUAAAACUAAAUGACCCUUGAGAAAGGUAGCAGGGGGACUUUGGCAGCCAACAACCAAAAUAUUCAUGUAAAAGUUUCUAGGCUUCCUACUAUUUAUUGAUGGAUAUAUUUAUUUUUUGUAAUAUAGUGUAGAAUACCAAAUAUUUUAUUUUUAUGUUUGUGAUUCCCUCUUGGAUAAAAGAGUCUUCUGUGCUUUUCAAAUAGUACCUUCUCCUGAGUAUGGCUCCUCUACAGUGUAUCGCCUGUAUUUUCAUCUCUGUCUUUUUGCAUCAACAUUUCCUGUUACUUCGAGGAGCCUUGCCAGAAGCUUGCCGUAACUGUGUAUAUUUGUAUCUUGUAGGCAUGCUGUGAGCCCCUUGGCAUAUUCACUGAUUUCUAAAUAGGACAGUUUUAACUGACGUGUAGGUGUUCCAGAAAAUAUUUAACCAAUAAAUAUCAUUCUAAUAAGCUGACACUGUCAUUUUACUGUGAGAGGCAAAUGUCAGGCUGUGAGGGACUAUGUUUGCUGCUCAGUGAAUGGAGACGGUAUUUAAUGGGGGCCUUUCAUGCCCCUAAACUGGUGCUUCCCCUCUGACUGUAUCCAUCACCUUCAAUGACCCACCAAUUCAGAGACCCAAUUGGACAAAUCCAUUUGUAAUUGGAAGCAUUACUCUAUAAAUGUAAAAAAAAAGGUUAAUUUAGUGAUUUCCCAAAAGAAUCAGUCUCAAGGUACCUAAAUUCUUUCCCUGCAUAUAAUUUUUUUGGAAAUUAAUGGCAAAUACUUUUCCCAGAAAUUAAUGUUAGUAAAUGUUUUGGUAUUCUUUGGAAUCUAUAUUCUCUAAGUAAAAGAUAUUUUCAUAGAAAGGAAUUUUACAUAUGGCUUCUUACUGGACUGUUCAAGAGACCAUACAGUCCAGCAGUGUUUUAGCAAAGCCAUUUGCAAUUUGUCUGGAACAUUGAGGGGAUGCUGUCCUAUCCAAAGGCCUGGGAUCUUUUCACAGAGUCACCGUGGGUUGUACUUAGCUGUUUUCGAAUCUGGUAAAAAAGCAAUGCUUCUGUGACUCUGUGCAUUUUCUUGUCUCCAACAAGGACAUUUGAUUUCACACAUUAGAUGGAAGGAAAGUAGAUAACGUUGUAUCAGAGCAGCAUAAAAGGGUGUUUCUGGGUGUGGAAAUGUAUCUGAACAACCCUGUCAAGGAAUGCCCGUUUGUCAUGAUCCGCAUGUUCCUAUCACAUAUGAGCACUUGUUUUGUGAGUGUCUGGCCUGAUUGCCGUGGGGAUGUCGAUGUGUUCGUGCCCACCUAACGAGCCUCCACAAACAUGGGAAAUCCACGAAUCCCACGGUCACACCGAACCAGCUGAAGCAUGUUCAUGUUUUCGUGUAAAACCCUGUCCAAAUUUACAUAGUAAUUAUUAGACUACAGUGAAGAUGGAAAUAAGUAUUUUACACUGUGUUCAUAAGCCACCUGUGUAC
Messenger RNA from Balaenoptera musculus (blue whale), 5838 nucleotides. It is a transcript of the gene BMP10, whose product is annotated as bone morphogenetic protein 10. The transcript is spliced from 2 exons. Gene Ontology annotation, cellular component: extracellular region. Gene Ontology annotation, biological process: BMP signaling pathway; SMAD protein signal transduction. Gene Ontology annotation, molecular function: growth factor activity; cytokine activity. The record is from RefSeq and is a predicted model, not a curated record. The coding region runs from base 17 to 1288 and encodes 423 amino acids. NCBI's taxonomy places the organism in Eukaryota, Metazoa, Chordata, Mammalia, Artiodactyla, Balaenopteridae.